CAAAAGCAGAGAGACCUCUAGCUAAACUACUCAUCAUCUUCUUCGAUCUAUUCCCUCUUCUCUCUCUCUACUCUCUACCUCAUAGAUUCCAUUGUCACCAUCCCUUUCCAAAACCUACAAUGCCGUCCCCUAGAUCAGCUAAUUAACACUCCCCAGAGAUCUAAACCAAACCUCGAGACUCUAAGCUACACACGCCGAUGGGGAACUGUUGCAGAUCUCCCGCCUCCGUAGCUAGAGAAGACGUCAAAUCAAACAACUCCAACCACCGUAAAGACCCUUCCACCCCCAAAAAAAAACCAACACCAAUCCGAGUCCUCACCAACGUCCCCAAACAAAACAUCGAAGACCGUUACAUCCUCGACCGAGAGCUCGGCCGCGGCGAGUUCGGCGUCACCUACCUCUGCAUCGACCGCGCGACGCGCGACCUCCUCGCCUGCAAAUCGAUCUCGAAGCGGAAGCUCCGGACGCCCGUGGACGUGGAGGACGUGAAGAGAGAAGUGGCGAUCAUGGAGCACCUCCCCGAGGACGCGAGCAUCGUGACGCUCAGGGAGGCCUGCGAGGACGAGGGAGCUGUGCAUUUGGUGAUGGAGCUUUGUGAAGGCGGGGAGCUGUUUGAUAGGAUCGUGGCGAGAGGGCAUUAUACGGAGAGAGCUGCGGCCGGGGUGGUGAAGACGAUUGUGGAGGUUGUGCAGUUGUGUCAUAGGCAUGGGGUGAUUCAUAGGGAUUUGAAGCCCGAGAAUUUUUUGUUUGCGAAUAAGAAGGAGAAUUCGCCGCUUAAGGCUAUUGAUUUUGGUUUGUCCAUUUUCUUCAAGCCAGGUGAGAAGUUCUCGGAGAUAGUUGGGAGUCCAUAUUACAUGGCACCUGAGGUGCUUAAGCGGAGUUAUGGACCCGAAAUAGAUAUUUGGAGUGCUGGAGUGAUUCUUUAUAUUCUGUUAUGUGGAGUUCCUCCGUUCUGGGCAGAGUCGGAACAGGGAGUUGCUCAAGCUAUUCUACGUGGAGUAAUUGAUUUUAAGAGGGAACCGUGGCCAAACAUUUCGGAGACUGCUAAGAAUCUUGUCAGACAAAUGUUAGAGCCUGAUCCAAAGCGCCGGCUUACUGCAAAGCAAGUCCUUGAGCACCCAUGGAUUCAAAACGCGAAGAAAGCUCCAAAUGUUCCACUUGGAGAUGUUGUGAGGUCCAGAUUAAAGCAGUUUUCAGUGAUGAACAGAUUCAAGAGAAAAGCUUUGAGGGUUAUUGCUGAAUUCUUAUCUUCACAAGAAGUAGAAGACAUCAAAGAGAUGUUCAACAAGAUGGACGCUGAUAAAGAUGGUAUCGUUACCAUCGAGGAGUUGAAAGCUGGACUUCGUGAUUUUGGUACACAGCUAGCAGAAUCAGAAGUUCAGAUGCUUAUUGAAGCGGUGGAUACUAAAGGUAAAGGAACACUGGACUAUGGGGAGUUUGUUGCAGUCUCUCUCCACCUGCAAAAGGUAGCAAACGAUGAGCAUCUCCGCAAAGCAUUCUCUUACUUUGACAAAGAUGGAAAUGGGUAUAUUUUACCCGAAGAGCUUUGUGAGGCUUUAAAGGAAGAUGGAGGAGAUGACUGUGUGGAUGUCGCCAAUGAUAUAUUCCAAGAAGUUGACACGGACAAGGAUGGGAGAAUAAGCUAUGAAGAGUUUGCGGCGAUGAUGAAAACAGGAACGGAUUGGAGAAAGGCGUCUCGUCAUUACUCGAGAGGGAGAUUCAAUAGCCUAAGCAUCAAGCUAAUGAAAGACGGAUCUUUGAACCUAGGCAACGAAUAGCAGUAAGCCACCCCGCAUUAGAUUUUUGUAGAGUUUGUCUCUCACGUCACGUCCUCUCUUCACGUCACGGACUCAGAAUUCAAUCUUUUGUUUUUGUUGUAAAUCUUUCGUUUCUUAACUUGUGUUUUUUUGGGUGAUUUAUGCUGUCUCUGUUCUUAUUGUAUUUGUUUGUGGGGCUAAGUUGUGAGUUGUUUAGUUUGUUGUGGUAGAAAGGCCAAAGACAUGAGAAUCAAUGUUUGUUGUGUAGAAGAAAAAACAAGGACCUUUCUUGUAAUGAUGUUGUAAUAUUCUUUUGUCGGCCUUAGCCUCUUUAGUGAUAUGAACAAGACAAUUUAAACUUUUGAAUAC
Messenger RNA from Eruca vesicaria subsp. sativa (arugula), 2126 nucleotides. NCBI's taxonomy places the organism in Eukaryota, Viridiplantae, Streptophyta, Magnoliopsida, Brassicales, Brassicaceae. The record is from the annotation of a GenBank genome assembly.